Messenger RNA from Gavialis gangeticus (Gharial), 551 nucleotides. Its product is annotated as UPF0462 protein C4orf33 homolog. The coding region runs from base 65 to 490 and encodes 141 amino acids. Lineage: Eukaryota; Metazoa; Chordata; Crocodylia; Gavialidae. The record is from RefSeq and is a predicted model, not a curated record. The transcript is spliced from 6 exons.
CUGUUGUAACAGGAAUUAGAGUAUAAAUGUGACAAACUUUUAUAUUGGUUUAAAUCCUUCAAAAAUGGCUCUGUGGAUUCUAGUUUUCAUUGCAGGGUGCAUUGCUGAUCCAGGGCUUCAUGUUGCAAAGAGCAGAAACAUUUUAAGGUGUGAUCGAGAGAGAAAAUCACUGGAGGAUGAAACAAACAAACUGGAAUACAGGAUUACAAAUACCUGGGACAGCAUACCGGUCAUGCAUGAGCCAGUGAUCAUCACAUAUAAGGCAGGUGAUGGAGGACUGAUAAUGGAAGUGAAUUCCUUGUACUUUGAUCCUCCAGCCCCACCUGGUGAACCAGGAUUUCCUUUUGAUGGACUUUGGAACUAUGAAGUUGUUGAAGCCUUUUUUCUCAAUAGCAAGACUAAAGAAUAUUUGGAAGUGGAACUUUGCCCGCAUGGACAGCAUCUUGUACUAUUGCUUUCUGGAGUAGAUUUGUUUUUCAAAAGGCCUUGACUUGGAUUUUAAAGCAGACACACACUGGAACAAAUGGAAUGGCACAGCCCUUAUACCUUGG